Molecule: messenger RNA, 244 nt
Organism: Racocetra fulgida
Lineage: Eukaryota; Fungi; Glomeromycota; Glomeromycetes; Diversisporales; Gigasporaceae
Source: the annotation of a GenBank genome assembly
AAAUCUCUAUGCAAAACUUGUAGCCAAGCUACUUAUUAAUAUAAGGACUGCCUUAAAAACUAAUAUUAUGAUUAUAACCAAUUUGGACUUAAAAGAAUUGCUAAUAGAAACAAAAGCUUUACAACAAGCUUUGCAAACUAAUGCUAUUAAAUAUAACUUUGUAUAUACUAUAGACACUUUAAUUCCUUAUAAGAAAUAUAUUUUAGAAAAGACAGAUACUAUAAAUGAGGACCCUAAUACGUGA